UCAAAUUAUAUGUAAUAUAUCCAUAUAGUCUCUGGUGAUCUAUCAUUUUUCUGGUCACUUCCAGCACCGGUACCGUAAUCGUAUGAAUAGACGCACAACAAAAUCCAAAGAACAGCUCACUUGACCGCUGUGAACCAUCCUGAUUAAAUGACUACAGCUACUACUACUGUAGAUAAAUGACUACAGCACACAGUACAAAAUAUUAUAAGAUAUCUCACAGCAAUUAAAAUUUAAAAAAAAUGGGGGCUGACAGGGGCUGGGAGAGUUGGAGUGUAACUCGACAGAAAAAACUAUUGACCUACACAUAAGAAUAAGAGGGGUUGCUGCUGCUCGCUCAUCAUCUCUCCUCCCAGCUGCUGUAUCUGAGGAAUAGGUGCAUCGCUCAUUCAUUAAUCAACAGUGGUCAGUGAAAACUACCCUCACUACUGAGAAUGAAGUUUACCAUAUUGCAGUGGUUGCUGCAAAUGUAAGUCACUCUCUUAUUAAUCUCAAAGUUUAUUAGGGACUUUGAGGGGUGCGUAAUGAGGGGGCACGCCAUGCACCUGCACACGGGAGGGCAUUGCACCCCACUGCCUCCGCCUUGGCGUCGGGCCAGUAGCCUACUGUGAGCUGCAGCCAGGAAUACUUGCAGCGACUAGCCCGGUAUCAAACAUCAAACAACACGGCCAACAGGAAGAGCCCUUCCGAUAACUCGUCCUCACCUGGCGCACUGAAUCCAAGUUCUACCUGGAUUAACCGCUGCUAGGUGACACCCUGUGGACCACAGACAGCUGUUUGGACAUCUGGAUUCACCAAGUUGCCCAUUGUUUACAAGCCGGUCCAGCUGCGCGUUCAUGUACGUUCGUGUGAAGUUGUCGGAUAAAGAAAGGGACAGAACUCGGAUUAACAUUGGCCUUGCAUUUCCAAGGUGGAGAGCACUGCAAGAGCUUAAGGGACUACAAUUUGACUCGGAGCUACCUCUUCUUCUCCUGGACAGGUGAGAAUGACAAAGAGCGACACUGGAGUGCAGAGCAUCCGAGAAGCGCUGACACGGCACAAUGAAGAAGAUGAUGACGAUGAGGAAGAAAAGCUGAUAGAAGACAAUGAGCCCAGAGCCUGUGGUGUGUGUGGAGAUCUGGCCAAAGGUUACCACUUCAACGCUCUGACGUGCGAAGGCUGCAAGGGCUUCUUCAGACGUGCCAUAAAGAAGUCAGGGCAGCUCCGCUGUAGGUUCCUGAACAAAUGCAGUAUAACCAAAAACAACAGACGGUCGUGUCCAGCCUGCCGCCUCCGUAAAUGCCAAGCUAUCGGCAUGCGCCAGGAAAGAUUUUGUGUCCUUGUAGUGGUCAUGUCUGAGGAGGAGGUAUUGGAGAGGAGGAUCAGAAUCAAGACAAGGAAAAUGCUUGAAGCACCAGCACAGCUCUCAUCCCAACAAGAGGAAACCAUUCAGGAGCUCCUCCGUGGCCACCGCAACUCUUUUGAUUCAGCCUUUUACCGCUUCAGCGGUUUCAGGCCCAUGGAUAGAAACGUUCUCUCUGUGAGUGAGUACAACCAGUCUGAAAACUCCCUCUCCUCAUUUUCCUCCUCCCUCUCACCCUCCUCCUCCUCCACUCUCUCCGGUUCCUUUGAAAAACAAGAAAACCCAGAGGUCAGAGAAGGCAGCGUUUUCACCGCUCUUCCGCACGUGGCUGACCUCACCACUUACAUGAUACAGGACAUCAUUAGUUUCUCCAGAAGUCUUCGGGACUUCCGAUCUCUAAGCAUUGGAGACCAGAUUUCUCUGCUGAAGGGAGCCACAUUUGAAAUUAUGCAGAUUCGUUUCAACAUGGUGUUCAACGCAAAAACUGGCAUCUGGGAAUGUGGCCAUAUUACGUACUGCAUAGAUGACGCUGUACGAGCGGGUUUCCAGCCGCUUCUGUUAGAGCCUCUGCUCAGAUUUCACCACACACUGCGCAAACUGGGCCUGCAGGAGGAGGAGUACAUCCUCAUGCAAGCCAUGUCUCUGUUUUCUCCAGACCGUCCAGGUGUGCAGCAACACAGUGUGAUUGACCAGCUUCAUGAAAACUUGGCGCUGACACUAAAAACCUGGAUUGACUGCAGGAGGACAGGACCAGAGAAACACUUGCUGUACCCCAAAGUGAUGGCCUGUCUCACCGAGAUGAGGACAAUGACCGAGGAGUACAGUAAACAGGUUCUGCAGAUCCAGGACAUCCAGCCAAAUGUUAUCCCACCUCUCAUAAUGGAGAUGGUCAGUAAAAGCCCCUGUAGUGACUUGUAAUACUGACGUCUGCUGUACAUGGACGGGACCAGCUGAAUGUGCUCAUGUACAUAUGUGUCAAAAUCCAAAAGAAUGCAUGUGAUGUCUAAAGCAUAGACCACACAAAAUCCUGAACAGAUGAAGAUGGUUGUUAAUCCCACUGUCUGAGUCCUGCUGAAAUGUAAACUAUCAUCUGUUCUCUGCACACUACCCACUGUUGUUCUGUUAACUGGCUACAGUACAGGUGGAUUAUGGUGGGUUUGCCAUUUGUGUGUUACAGUAAGUACAGACUUUCUCUCCACGAAUGAAUGUUGACUUAAAGUUGUGAGGUUUUAUGUUUUUUCUAGAUGUCGCACACAGAACUGUCAGAGACCGUGAAGUAUUUUUUCUCAGAGAAUUUAAAAAGCUGUUGCUGCCAAGACAAUAAUGUGUUUUAUAUUUGUUACCUCAAGUUGUGUUUUGUGUUUUGAUGCCAGAAAUGCUCUACACUUAAUGUUAUUAAAACUGCUCAG
Epinephelus fuscoguttatus (brown-marbled grouper) is the source of this 2748-nucleotide messenger RNA. It is a transcript of the gene nr1i2, whose product is annotated as nuclear receptor subfamily 1, group I, member 2. Gene Ontology annotation, biological process: cell differentiation; negative regulation of transcription by RNA polymerase II; positive regulation of transcription by RNA polymerase II. The record is from RefSeq and is a predicted model, not a curated record. Gene Ontology annotation, molecular function: nuclear receptor activity; RNA polymerase II cis-regulatory region sequence-specific DNA binding; zinc ion binding. The transcript has 10 exons. Lineage: Eukaryota; Metazoa; Chordata; Actinopteri; Perciformes; Serranidae. Bases 983 to 2257 code for a protein of 424 amino acids.